Frankliniella occidentalis (western flower thrips) is the source of this 2376-nucleotide messenger RNA. RefSeq lists its product as uncharacterized. The coding region runs from base 22 to 2376 and encodes 784 amino acids. The record is from RefSeq and is a predicted model, not a curated record. The transcript has 13 exons. NCBI's taxonomy places the organism in Eukaryota, Metazoa, Arthropoda, Insecta, Thysanoptera, Thripidae.
AAGGCUAAGGUACAGAAGAGCAUGGAGAGCUGUGUUACAUCCGCUUCCACCUUCUCGACGAUGGUACGGGAAUUUGAAUUGGAAGGGAAUAAUGCGUUAAUGGUUAACUCAUUGCUGGAUGCUCUUAAUGAAAUGGUCAAUACUAAUAUCUUAGUUGAGGCUGAAGAAUGUAGUAAGAGAACUUUUAUCUCAUCCAUAGGGAAAUUGCUAUCAUUAGUUGACUGUUCAAGCUCAUUGGCGUGGAGUAUAUUGCAUGUACUGGAAGUCUAUUUCAAUGCUACAGUGUCAGACACCACUCUCAAAGAAGUGAAAAAACUUACUCCUAUGGUUUCAAAACUCGCUGUUUCUGCCCUGACCGAUGAAAAGAAAGUGCGUCUUCUAAAAGUUCUUCAGACACUGACUUACGGGAUCAAGUUAUUGUGGCCUGAUUCUUAUACAGUUCCAUUGUUUUCAUCUUUGAUUGAUUGGUCUAAAGUUGGAAAUCAAAGUUUAGUGGUUCAGCUAUCUCUAAGUGUUCUAUCAAAUCUUUUGCACCAAAACAGUGUUGCUCUCCCCAUUUUAAUGAAAACUGUCAACCUGAAGACUUUUAUGAAUGAUUUACUACAUGUUCGAGGAUAUGUUGAAUGUAAAAUGGAGGUUUGUAAAUUAAUGCUUUUGCUGGGAGACCUGAUUUACGAAAAACCAGAAGAAGAAGAAAUUAUGAACUUUAUUAAAGUUACACUUUUCACAGUUUUGGAAGCCACCAAAUGUGAAAACAGAUCACGGUUACAGCACUGUGUUUCUUUUUUUGCUGAUUCAAUAAAUAGCAAAAAAAUCAGUGUGCGAAACCUCCAUCAGCCCUGGAUCCCUGAGAGUGUGUGCAAAGUUGUGGAUCUCUUGGAAACUGGCAUAGAUUCAAUGAACCCAGAAAUAGCUAUGUUAUUAUUCAAAUUUCUAGGAAUUUUAGUGCCUUUAAAAAUCUCAACUCUCAGUUCUUUUAAUAGCCAAAUUAUGAAAUUGGGAGUUGGUUGGGUGAAGAGACACUCAGUUAAAGCCGGUGAGGCAACUAAUACAAUGUAUUUGAUUCUAAUACAUCAAUCUGAUGCUGACUCAAGUUCAACUUGUGGUUUGAAUAAAAAUGAUCUGGUUUCUGUGUUUAUUCCAUUACUACGAAACACACCAACCAGUAGAGAUAGUUACUUGUUCCUUACUACCUUACUUAAUUUCUUCACUGUAACUUUGGACAACAAGCUUUUUAGUAUGGAGCUGCAAUCAGUUUUGAACAAAGAGGUAGUAGAACUUCUCCUUGCAUCUAUUCCUCCUACCUUGGUUCUAUGGAAUGAUUAUUCUGCCUUAGACCACGUUGUAGAGAUGUAUGUUCAUCUCUUCGUGUUUGUUUGUAAAAUUGGGACUUCUUGCUGUGACAAUUCAUGGAUGAAGUCGUACACACUCUGGCUUAGGGAGCAGAAGGUUUUAUCACUUCUUGCUGUUGCUCUCAUGUGUGGGUCAAACAAUUUGAAGUCAAAUGUUCUCAGCCUAAUUUGCAGUGCUGGAUUUCCUGGAGAUUGUCUUGCACUCCUUGCGAAAGCCAUGGCCGAUGGUGGGAAAGGGUGUUUAGCAGCUGGAAAUGUCGAUCACCCUUAUGAGCUGCUUAGGAACCCGUCUCCUAGCUCUGUGUCAACUUUGAUUGAAGUUAAAAAUGUAUUGCGUAAUGUGAAAAACAAGGAAGAAAUAAUUUCUGCAGAUAAGAUUCUUCAGUUUUAUGAAUAUACUGAUAAUGUGAACUCAGAUAUCCAAAAAUCUCUUUUAGCCAGUUUAACCAAGGCAACUGAAGUAAAUUCAUUGCUUGAAGAGAAAAUGUACCUAGCAAAUCAAAUUUCUAAUCAGUUUCGUGAGAAGUUUGAGAAAUUACGCCCUGAAUUUGAACAAGUGUGUGCUAAAUAUGAACUUGCAAACAAAACCAUCCAAAGUUACAAUCAAGAAAUUGCUGUUCUGAAAGAAAGGCUAAGCCAGGAGGUAUCAACCUGUCAAACAACAGUGCAAUCUCUGAAAGAAACAAUCCAAAGGCAAGAAAAAGAUUUGUAUGAAUCUAUUCGGAAUCUUAAAAGUUUGAAAGAGCAGCUGUUGCUAAAAGAGAACAUUUUAACAUCACAUCAAGAGGAACUUGAAUCUCUGCAGAUGGAAAGGAAUGCAUUAAAGGAAAAGGAGGAAGAAAGUCAGGCUGUCAAUUCAAAAUUGGAAAAGGAAAAUGUACAGUUAGAAUUACUUCUCAAACAAGUAAGAGAAAAAGUGGCCCAGCUGGAGAAUGAUAAAAUUGCCCGAGAGAAAGAGAUUGGGGAGUUGCAAAGAAUACGGGACACUGUGUUUGAGAUUACUGGUGGAAGGAAAAAGUUUUGA